Phaeodactylum tricornutum CCAP 1055/1 is the source of this 1322-nucleotide messenger RNA. RefSeq names its product aspartate aminotransferase. Gene Ontology annotation, molecular function: L-aspartate:2-oxoglutarate transaminase activity; pyridoxal phosphate binding. The transcript has 2 exons. Gene Ontology annotation, biological process: biosynthetic process; amino acid metabolic process. The record is from RefSeq and is a predicted model, not a curated record. NCBI's taxonomy places the organism in Eukaryota, Bacillariophyta, Bacillariophyceae, Surirellales, Neidiaceae. Bases 42 to 1322 code for a protein of 426 amino acids. Gene Ontology annotation, cellular component: mitochondrion.
UUCGAAAAAUCAGAGCUUCGAUUUUCACACCGCAAGCAACCAUGCUGAAGCAAAUCUCUCAAUCGUUCCUUCGUCCCACAGCUCGAUGUGUGUCAGCGUCCUCAAGGGUUCGAUUCAUGAGCGCCAGUCCCUGGGCCGACUAUGAAAUGGCACCCUUUGACCCCAUUAUCGGCCUGAACGAGGAGUACAGCAAAGAUGACUUUCCACAAAAAGUAAUCGUUGGAGUUGGUGCCUACCGCGACGGAAACGGAAAGCCUUAUGUGCUUCCCUGUGUCCGGGAAGCAGAGAAGAAGAUGAUGGAGCAGAACCUCGACAUGGAGUAUUCAGGUAUCGCUGGAGAUGCCAAGUUCGUGGAAUUAGCACUCAAGUUUGGAUACGGCAAAGACUCGAAACCUCUAGGAGAGAACCGCAUUCAAGGUGUGCAGGCACUUUCUGGUACAGGCGGCCUCCGCGUUAUGGGGGAGCUCCUGCGUAAACACGGCCACACCCAUAUUUAUGUGCCGAAUCCAACGUGGGGCAAUCACAUUCCCAUUUUCGUCAACUCUGGAUUGGAAGUUCGUAAAUACAGGUACUAUGAUGCCAAGAACUCGGACCUCGACUUUGACGGUAUGAUUACCGACAUCAAGGAAAUGCCGACGGGGAGCACUGUACUACUGCAUGCCUGCGCACACAACCCAACCGGUAUGGACCCUACUUUGGAACAAUGGAAAGAGCUCAGUGAUAUAAUCAAAACGAAAAAGCUUCUGCCAUUCUUUGAUUGUGCAUACCAAGGGUUUGCUUCUGGAGAUGCCAACAUCGACGCUGCAUCAGUCCGGAUGUUUGUCGAAGACGGACACCUUUUAGCAAUGGUCCAGUCGUUUUCCAAGAACUUUGGUUUGUAUGGUCAUCGAGUCGGUACGCUAUCAGUUGUUGGCGAGUCCGAAGCGGAAGCCAAGCGUGUGCAAUCUCAGCUCAAAACCGUAAUCCGGCCCAUGUACUCCAACCCUCCGCGUCAUGGUGCACGUAUCGUUUCAACUAUCUUGUCGGACCCCAAGCUUACCCAAGACUUCCUGAUUCAAUGCAAGGAAAUGGCAGACCGAAUUCAUACCAUGCGUGGAUUGCUUCGCAGUAACUUGGAGCAGGCUGGCUCGACACACAAUUGGGAGCACAUUACUCGACAGAUCGGUAUGUUUGCCUACAGUGGCCUUUCGAAAGACCAGGUAUUGGAGAUGCGUCACAAGCACCAUGUCUACUGUACUGCGGACGGUCGAAUUUCCAUGGCGGGUGUAACUUCUGGAAAUGUGGACUACAUUGCGCAAGCCAUUCAUGCCGUUUCCAAGUAA